Molecule: messenger RNA, 1647 nt
Organism: Striga hermonthica
Lineage: Eukaryota; Viridiplantae; Streptophyta; Magnoliopsida; Lamiales; Orobanchaceae
Source: the annotation of a GenBank genome assembly
AUGGCCGGCCAAAAGAAUCACAAGCCCGAACCAGAGGCUCCGAACGCCGCCGACCAUGGCGAGACGAAGCCGCAGAAGAAGCACAAGAACAAGCACAAGCGGAAGAUGGAAGAAAACGACCUGGAUAUCGUUACAGAAUCGAAAAGCGACGCCAAGAAGAAGAACAAGAAGGAGAAGCCUGAAGAAAUGGUGAAGCUGAAAUUGGACGAAUCAGAGGAAAAGGGAGCGGUUAAUGGGUCGGUCGGAUCUUCAAAGAAGAAGAAGAAAGAGAAGGAGGAGAAAAGUAAGAGAGAAGGUGUUGAGCAUGUUGCGGAGGGUGUGAGAGAGGGAACCGGCGUUGUGGUGUCCGGGAAAAACGUGAAUAAUUCGAAAUACAAGGCCUUGGACUCGUUUGUGGAGUCUGGGCUCUCGAGUGAAAUUUUGGACUGCUGUAGAACAUUUGAUAAGCCGUCGCCAAUUCAAGCUAAUUCUUGGCCUUUUCUGCUUGAUGGCCGUGAUUUAAUUGGAAUUGCAGCCACUGGGUCCGGUAAGACGCUUGCAUUUGGAAUUCCUGCAAUGGUUCACGUUCGAGGCAAGCGAGAGAGCAGUACCUCUAAGAAAGUGAUUCCACGUUGUCUUGUUCUGUCACCGACAAGGGAGCUGGCUCAACAAAUUUCAGAUGUUCUUUGUGAUGCUGGCAAGCCUAGUGGAGUAAAGUCAGUUUGUAUAUAUGGAGGAACUUCUAAAGGACCCCAAAUAUCUGCUCUAAAAUCUGGUGUGGACAUUGUUAUUGGAACCCCAGGUCGUUUGAAGGACUUGAUCGAAAUGGGAGUGUGCAACCUAAAGGAGGUAUCCUUUGUGGUCCUAGAUGAAGCUGAUCGCAUGCUUGAUAUGGGAUUUGAACCUGAGGUUCGCUCAAUAUUAAGUCAAACAUGCUCAGUUCGCCAGAUGGUAAUGUUUAGUGCAACAUGGCCUCCAGCUGUGCAUCAAUUAGCUCAGGAGUUCAUGGAUCCGAACCCAGUUAAGGUGGUUGUGGGAUCGGAAGAUUUAGCUGCUAACCAUGAUGUCAUGCAGAUAGUGGAGGUGUUGGAUGAUCGGGCACGUGAUGAACGGUUGCAGAAUUUGCUAGAGAAAUACCACAAGUCUAGAAAGAAUAGGGUGUUGGUUUUUGUUUUAUACAAGAAAGAAGCAUCAAGGGUAGAGAAUAUGCUGCACAAAAGGGGUUGGAAAGUCGUAUCUAUAAGUGGUGACAAAGCACAAUCUGCAAGAACCCAAGCACUGUCUCUAUUUAAAGAUGGUACAUGUCCUCUAAUGAUAGCAACUGAUGUUGCUGCUAGAGGAUUGGAUAUUCCUGACGUUGAAGUUGUCAUUAAUUAUAGUUUCCCUCUCACGACAGAGGAUUAUGUGCACAGAAUAGGUCGGACUGGGAGAGCUGGUAAGAAGGGAGUGGCCCACACCUUCUUCACGAAGGAAAACAAGGGACUUGCUGGGGAGUUAGUAAAUGUUCUCCGCGAAGCUCAGCAGGUCGUGCCUGAAAGCUUACUGAAAUUUGGGACUCAUGUCAAGAAAAAGGAGUCGAAGCUGUAUGGUGCUCAUUUCAGAGAAAUUGAUGCUAAUGCUCCCAAAUCUACAAAAAUAAAGUUCGACAACUCUGAUGAUGAAGAUUGA